Propithecus coquereli (Coquerel's sifaka) is the source of this 4004-nucleotide messenger RNA. RefSeq names its product salt-inducible kinase 1 (gene SIK1). Gene Ontology annotation, biological process: protein phosphorylation; intracellular signal transduction; microtubule cytoskeleton organization. Gene Ontology annotation, cellular component: cytoplasm. The record is from RefSeq and is a predicted model, not a curated record. Gene Ontology annotation, molecular function: protein serine/threonine kinase activity; tau-protein kinase activity; ATP binding. The coding region runs from base 18 to 2369 and encodes 783 amino acids. Lineage: Eukaryota; Metazoa; Chordata; Mammalia; Primates; Indriidae. The transcript is spliced from 14 exons.
GCAGAGUGAGGGACCAAAUGGUGCAGCCCACAGCCAUGGUGAUCAUGUCGGAGUUCGGCGCGGCCCCCGCGGGCUCGGGCCAGCAGAAGCCCCUCCGGGUGGGCUUUUACGACGUGGAGCGGACCCUGGGCAAAGGCAAUUUCGCAGUGGUGAAGCUGGCGCGGCAUCGGGUCACCAAAACUCAGGUUGCAAUAAAAAUAAUCGAUAAAACACGAUUAGAUUCAAGCAAUUUGGAGAAAAUAUAUCGUGAGGUUCAGCUCAUGAAGCUUCUGAAUCACCCUCAUAUCAUAAAGCUUUACCAGGUUAUGGAAACAAAGGACAUGCUUUACAUUGUCACCGAAUUUGCAAAAAAUGGAGAAAUGUUUGAUUAUCUGACGUCCAAUGGGCACCUGAGUGAGAAUGAAGCGCGGAAGAAGUUCUGGCAGAUUCUGUCAGCCGUGGAGUACUGCCACGGCCACCACAUCGUUCACCGCGACCUCAAGACCGAGAACCUGCUGCUGGACAGCAACAUGGACAUCAAGCUGGCAGACUUUGGAUUUGGGAAUUUCUACAAGCCAGGAGAGCCUCUCUCCACGUGGUGUGGGAGCCCCCCGUACGCAGCCCCAGAAGUCUUUGAGGGGAAGGAGUACGAAGGCCCCCAGCUGGACAUCUGGAGCCUCGGUGUCGUGCUGUACGUCCUCGUCUGUGGUUCCCUCCCCUUCGACGGGCCCAACCUGCCGACUCUGAGACAGCGGGUGCUGGAGGGCCGGUUCCGCAUCCCUUUCUUCAUGUCCCAAGACUGCGAGACCCUGAUCCGCCGCAUGCUGGUGGUGGACCCUGCCAAGCGCAUCACCAUCGCCCAGAUCCGGCAGCACAGGUGGAUGCAGGCCGACCCCUGCCUGCUGCGCCAGGCCUCCCUCGCCUGCCCCGCGCACGGCUGCAGCUCCAGCCCGGGCGACCCCGACGAGCGGGUGCUGGGCAUCAUGCAGACCCUCGGCAUCGACCGGCAGCGGACCGUGGAGUCGCUGCAGAGCCGCAGCUACAACCACUUUGCCGCCAUCUAUUACCUCCUCCUCGAGCGGCUCCAGGAACACCGGAGCACCCCGUGUGCCCGCCCCGGGCCCGCCAGGCCACACAGGCCCAGGAGCUCAGACCUCAGCGGUUUGGAGGUGCCUCAGGAAGGUCUGCCUGCCGACCCUUUCUGCUCUGUCCUGCUGUGCCCGCCGCCCCCGACCUUGGCGCAGUCCGUCCUGCAGGCUGAGAUGGACUGUGACCUCCACAGCUCGCUCCAGCCCUUGUUCUUCCCGGUGGACGCCAGCUGCAGUGGAGUGUUCCGGCACCGCCCAGUCUCCCCCAGCAGCCUGCUGGACACGGCCAUCAGCGAGGAGGCUCGGCAGGGCCCGGGGCUGGAGGAGGAGCGGGAGGCCCAGGAGCCCCUGCCCAGCAGCACGGGCCGGCGGCACACCCUGGCCGAGGUCUCCACUUGCUUCUCCCCGCUCACCCCUCCAUGUAUCAUCGUCUCGCCCUCCGCCGUGGCAAGCCCUGCGGAAGGAACCAGCUCCGACAGCUGUCUGACCUUCUCCGCCAGCAACGGCCCUGCAGGGCUCAGUGGUGGUCUGGCCACUCAGGGGCUGCUGGGCACCUGCUCCCCGGUCAGACUGGCCUCGCCAUUCCUGGGCUCGCAGUCCGCCACCCCUGUGCUGCAGGCUCAGGGGGACCUGGGAGGAGCUGCCCUGCUCCCCGUCAGCUUCCAGGAGGGCCGGAGGGCGUCGGACACCUCGCUGACCCAGGGGCUGAAAGCCUUCCGGCAGCAGCUGAGGAAGACCACGAGGACCAAGGGGUUUCUGGGGCUGAACAAGAUCAAGGGGCUGGCUCGCCAGGUGUGCCAGUCCCCCUCCAGCCGGGCCGCCAGGGGAGGCCUGAGCCCCUUCCACCCCCCGGCACAGAGCCCGGGCCUGCACGGCGGCGCGGCUAGCAGCCGGGAGGGCCGGAGCCUGCUGGAAGAGGUGCUGCAGCAGCAGAGGCUGCUCCAAUUACAGCACCACCCGGCCACUGCGCCCACCUGCCAGCAGGGCCCCCAGGCCUACACGCUCAGCCCUUGCGACGGCCCCGGGGCCGCCCCGCUCCCCAGCGCCCUCCUUGCAGCGGGGCUCCCGCUGCUGCCGCCCCCACUCCUGCAGGCCAGCGUCUCCCCGGUGGCCUCAGCGGCACGACUGCUGGACACCCAUCUGCACAUCAGCGCUGGCCCAGCGGCCCUCCCCACCACGCCCCCACCACCGCGCCUGGCCAUGCUGGCUCCGGGCUGCGACCCCGCGGGGCUGCCGCGGGGGGACUGUGAGAUGGAGGACCUGACCUCCUGCCAGCUGGGGACGUUCGUCCUGGUGCAGUGAGGGCCCCACCCUCGUCCGCGCACAUCGGCUGCCUCUUCCAAGCAAUAACUUCAGAGUAUGUGAAGACAUUAUCGGACUUAAAGCCAAGAACUUUCUAGAAGCGAAACAAGCAAUACGUUAGGUGUUUUGGCUUUUCGGUUUAUUUUUCGUUUUUUUUUCCUUGCACUGAGUGACCUCAACUAUGAAUAGGGACUGGAAACUUUCUGAAGAAAAUAAUAACCUAGGGUGUGUCUAGCGGGCGGGUGGACAGGAGGGAGAAGCGGGACGGCCGGCAGUGUCCAGUGAGCACCCCCGUACAGAUGGGGUGACGGGGCGGGAGGAGCCACGGGGCCGAGGGACCUCAGCUCCUCGUCCACGGCGUUCUCGUGGCCAUGAGAUGAUUACCUCGGACGGACGUGGGGCGGCGGGUGGCGUGUGCGUGUGCGUGGAUUGCUGCCCUAUUCAGUUAACGUUCUCCACUUCCUGGAACGUUUAUGCUUUAAUGAAAACUGUGAACUUUCUGCUUUUGUGUAUCAGUUUUAAAACAGCUCUAAAUGGUCAGCCCAGGCGAAAUAAUCUACAAAUUCUUGGAAUUCUCGCUUCUGAAAUCGGAGCCCAGAGGACAGUUUUUUCUUAUUUUGGACGAGAAGUUUUAUAAACUGCUCAAGAGUCAGUUUUCCAAGAUUCUUUGGAGGAACCACAGGAAGAACCUAAAAGUGGGUGGGGGUGACUUCGAGGUGGUGGGGGUGACUUCGAGGUGGUGGGGGCUCUGUCCCAAGGGCCCCCAGGGGUCUUUGGGGAAGCCCAGGAGAAGUUUCUUCUGCUGCUCAUCUUGUUUCCGCUGCUAAUUAAGUUUCCAUGCAUUUCAUUAUCAGGGUCCGACAGGAACACCUGACUUGGGUGAAUUGUGCAAUACCGGGCGGCUGCGACCGGGCAGGACAGCGGGAGAUGGGCUCGCUGGCCUGUGACCGCGCUGCGCUUGGGCCGGGACCUUCCCCGGCAGAGCAGCCCCCGCACCCAGGCCUGGGCUCUUGUUGCUGGGCUUUUGUUCAAGGAACAUGAAAGGAGAGGUUUAGGUCAGUGUUUUUAUAGCAUUGUUUCUUUUUUUAAGCAAAUACUGUAUAUGUAUAUAAACAGGGACAGAUAUACACUACUUAUUUUUUAUAUUUUAUACUACGCCUUUGCGUUCCUGGGUCAUGUUAGGAAGUGUCCUGCCAGCGCCACAUUUGUGCUGCAGGAGGGGCCGUGGGGCCUGCUCGCCCUUAGCGCUGGGUGGAGGCGGCGGGGAGGGCAGCCUGACCUGGCAGGUUCGGGCUCACCUGUGGCAGGUAGACUCAGGUGGUGGCUCUGGCAGCCGGAACCCUCUUGAAUGCAACGAAGGAAACUUGCUGCUCCCCACUCGCUCUGUCUCAAGUCCCGUCCCUCUUCCUAGCCCCGGUGCCUUCAGCUUACUUUGGCUUCUACAACCUGCAGUAUUAAACAGAGGUCGUUAUGAAAGGGGGAAAGGUGGGUAUUUUCAAAAGCCAAAGAUUGACCCAGCGACUUGAGGGUAGGAGGAAGGCCGGUGCGUGCGGCCCGUGUCCGUGCGGUGGGCACCUGCUCUGUGCCUCUGGCGAGCUCACUGCUCCUCCCUGCUGCUCUGGGACUGCUUCAGGG